Pseudomassariella vexata is the source of this 1038-nucleotide messenger RNA. RefSeq lists its product as uncharacterized. The transcript is spliced from 2 exons. The record is from RefSeq and is a predicted model, not a curated record. Gene Ontology annotation, molecular function: iron ion binding; oxidoreductase activity. NCBI's taxonomy places the organism in Eukaryota, Fungi, Ascomycota, Sordariomycetes, Amphisphaeriales, Pseudomassariaceae. Gene Ontology annotation, biological process: lipid biosynthetic process. The coding region runs from base 1 to 1038 and encodes 345 amino acids.
AUGGAUGUGGUUAACGAACUUUACGACACCUUCAUUGGUGAUUACAUCUACGCCUUCGCAUACCCAAAGCGCACCGCUCUCUAUGACUAUCCCCAGGCCACCAAUGCUUCGGCGCAACCCUUCUCGUCAUGGCAAUAUGAGCCCUCGACCUCGUUCUUUUCCAUCACACCAAGCAAGGCGGCAUAUAUGAGUGAAUGGUCCAGGGACAACAUCUACCGCCAGGCCAUUAACCUCUUCCUCAUCACCUGGAUCUUUGGUUUCGUUCUAUACUUCGUCUUUGCCACCUUGUCCUAUAUCUUCAUCUUCGACAAGGAGACCAUGAAACACCCGAAAUAUCUGAAGAACCAAGUACGCAAGGAGAUUCGCCAGACCAUGGAGUCCAUGCCGGGCAUGUCGCUCUUGACCCUGCCCUUCUUCCUCGCUGAAGUGCGCGGCUACUCCAAGAUGUACGACACCACGGCCGAAGGCCCUGGCAUGUGGUACAACUACUUCCAGUUCCCGCUCUUCCUCAUCUUCACCGAUUUCUGCAUCUACUGGGUCCAUCGGGGCCUACACCACCCGCGCGUCUACAAGACCCUCCACAAGCCCCACCACAAAUGGAUCAUGCCGACUCCCUACGCAUCGCACGCAUUCCACCCUGUCGACGGCUUCGCGCAGUCGCUGCCCUACCACAUCUUCCCCUUCAUCUUCCCCCUGCAGAAGCUGGCCUACGUCUUCCUCUUCGUCUUCAUCAACUUCUGGACCAUCCUCAUUCACGACGGCGAGUACGUGGCCAACAGCCCGGUCAUUAACGGUGCGGCUUGCCACACCAUGCACCACCUGUACUUCAACUACAAUUACGGCCAAUACACGACGCUCUGGGACAGGCUGGGCAACAGCUACCGCAAGCCCAACUUGGAGCUGUUCCAUAAGGAUAAGAAGAAGAGCGACACCGAGUGGAAGAAGCAAGUGCAAGAGAUGGAAAAGAUGGUAAGGGAGGUCGAGGGCGAGGACGACAGAACCUAUGUUGUUCCGGGCGAAGAGAAGAAGACCAACUAA